ACCCGUGGGCAAUUCACUGAAACAGGUUCGUAUAAAUUACGGAAAAUCUCCCUUGCUUCUCCUCUCUGUCGCAUUUUCCGGGUUUCCGCAGUGGAGAGAUAAAGUUAAUUCAGCUGGUUUUCUUGUCAUUAUGGAGAGCAUGAAUAGCUUUUGGCAAUUGAGUGAUCAGCUUCGCGGACAACCAAAAGUCUCAGAGGAUCACAAGUGGUCAAUGGCUGCUUCUAAACUAGCUGAGCAGACCAGAUCAAAGGGUGAACGAAGGAACAACCUUGAUCUGUCAAAGGGCCCCACUGAGACAAGGCCAAGGGAUAAUGUUGCCUUUCAGGAAGACAACAGAUUUGAAACCUUUAACUUCAACAUGUUGAAUUUGGACCCCAAAAUUACAGAAGAUAUGAACAAAACUUCCUUCAGAAGUAGCAUGUACAAUAGCAAUGGAGUGUAUCAGAAGAGCAAUGGCAACAAUGUGGGAAACCUGACUGGAAGCAAGUAUGGUUUCAACAACAACAAAGAGCCCAACAGCUACAACAUCAUCAACAGCAACAAUGAUAACAACGUUGUCAGUGCAGACAAAAGGUUCAAAACCUUGCCAGCAGCUGAGACGCUUCCAAGGAACGAGGUGCUGGGUGGAUACAUUUUUGUUUGCAACAAUGACACAAUGCAGGAAGAUCUGAAGCGGCAACUUUUUGGUUUGCCUCCAAGAUACAGGGACUCUGUUAGGGCAAUAACACCAGGCUUACCUUUGUUUCUGUAUAACUAUACCACUCAUCAGCUACAUGGUAUUUUUGAGGCAGUGAGUUUUGGGGGUUCUAACAUUGAUCCUACUGCUUGGGAAGACAAAAAAUGUAAAGGAGAAUCACGCUUCCCUGCUCAGGUAAGAAUUCGUAUUAGGAAAGUCUGCAAGGCCUUGGAGGAAGAUGCUUUCAGGCCUGUCUUGCAUCACUAUGAUGGCCCCAAGUUCCGACUUGAGCUCUCCGUCCCAGAGACCCUGGAGUUGUUAGAUCUCUGUGAACAAGCAGGCUUUUAAAGACUAAGUGCCUCGCGUAAUCACCUAUUCUACGCAAGCAACGCUUAGUAGCACUAUAUGAUUGUGGUAGGUUUUGUGGUGCAUGUAGACUGUUUCAUGUACUUAUCUUAAGAGCGCAAGCUUGAGAGGUAAAAUUCUGGUGUGUGAAUCUUCUCAAGAGUUGAAGAAGGCUCUUGUAGCCAGCCAAAUAAGUUAAAUUGUGUAUUGGCUAUUGUGAAGAUGUUUCGUGUGUAGCUGGAUUAUAUGUUUCAGCUCAGUCAUCUUACGGUAUGGCUCUCUUUAUAUUGGAAGAGAUGAAUGACUAAUGACUGUGUAAUGGUUCAGUCCUCAAAAGAUGACGACCUUGUUGUAUAACUACUUUGUGCAAUUGAAUUCAGUUUUCUGA
Molecule: messenger RNA, 1409 nt
Organism: Rhododendron vialii
Lineage: Eukaryota; Viridiplantae; Streptophyta; Magnoliopsida; Ericales; Ericaceae
Product: B2 protein
Exons: 6
Coding region: 131-1024 (297 amino acids)
Biological process (GO): response to endoplasmic reticulum stress
Source: RefSeq, a predicted model, not a curated record